Messenger RNA from Anguilla anguilla (European eel), 4463 nucleotides. RefSeq names its product guanylate cyclase 2C (gene gucy2c). The transcript is spliced from 26 exons. The coding region runs from base 1090 to 4329 and encodes 1079 amino acids. NCBI's taxonomy places the organism in Eukaryota, Metazoa, Chordata, Actinopteri, Anguilliformes, Anguillidae. The record is from RefSeq and is a predicted model, not a curated record. Gene Ontology annotation, molecular function: protein kinase activity; peptide receptor activity; guanylate cyclase activity. Gene Ontology annotation, biological process: receptor guanylyl cyclase signaling pathway; cGMP biosynthetic process; protein phosphorylation. Gene Ontology annotation, cellular component: membrane.
GCCCCAAUUAGGAACCUGUCGAUUUGCCUCAGUCUUUAUUUUGAUUAGUUAAAAAGUUUUUUUUAACCUCUUUACGUAAUCGUCUACAAUAUAGCACAACGUGAAUAUGGGACUUUUAUUCUUUAUGGCAUGCAUAGCUAUUUCUGACACAAGGUGGCUUAAGUGUGGUUGGAACGAAAACCAGCAUGCACAGUGUGCCCCCAGGACUAGGGUUGAAAACCACUGUUCUAUGGAAGUCUCCGAUAUAGGUUUACCACAUAAUAUUUGACUUCAAACAUAUACAUGAAUUGGUGGGAAUAUAGUUAUCUCAUACACAGUUGUAAUAUAUGUUUAUUAAACUGAAAUGUUACAAUCUGUUAGCUAUUCACACCUCCUUCAUGACCACGCAGUUCGUUCUUGGUUGUUCAUUAACAUCAAAGAGGAAGAUCUGCUACCAAACUGAUCAGCACCAUAGCAGAUCUGUGAAACCACUGUGCUGCUUGUGAUUCUAACAGUUACCAGUUUUAUCUCUAUUUGAAAUUAGCUGUAUGUUAUUUGUAAGAUUUUGUGAUUUUACUUGAGCAAAUCGGAUUUCUAAGUUGCUCCGUGGAUAUAGCCUAUGUUUUGGAGUGGGACCGCUCCGUCGCUUGAAGAAAUUAUAUAUCCUGCCAGUGACUACAAAUCCUUGGAAAAUUUCUACAAAUACGCAUUUUUAUCGAAUUAAUCCAUGGCUGAUUCAACAGUUUUCUAUCAGAAAACGUAAACAACCAGGGAAGACUGUAGGCUUCCUUUAUUUUUCAAAAAGUUCUAUUUUUGUGCAAUCUCUUCGGGAGUUUUUGGUCUGGUGUCUCAAGGUGUUUAAACGACAGAAUUUUUCGUUACAGUCCAAAGUGAGGGAAGUAAUUUUCUAAGAUAGCUGAUAAAUCCCUUAAGAUUUAGACGGACUACUUAUAAUUUUAAACCAGUAUUUGUCUCAACUGAGUUCUCUCUUAAUCGUUUUGACAGUUGAACAGGCAUGAAGUGUGUCUUUUUUGCAUUAAGACUGUAGAUUGCAACUCUGGAAAGUGCCUUUUCAGCUUAAUGUAGGCUGCUACAUCUCGGUCUAUCAAAAUGCUGUACCGUUGUUUGUUGUGGGUCUGUUCCAUGCUUGCGAUCACGGCCCAAAGUUUAAUGGUGAGGGACUGCUUGAAGUCCGCAUAUGUUCUGAACGUGGUCCUACUGGAAGACGAUGUUUCAGAGUGGAGUCUUAAAUUUGUGAAGGCAGGAGUGGAGCGCGCAAUUGCAAUAGAGAAUCAACGUAACGCCGAAGAAGGCCUGAAUUUCAAGUUGACCGCUAACUAUUGUGGCUUCAACACAUCAUCGUACCGCCGCAGAGGCUGUGGAAGUAGCACAUGCGAGGGUGUGGAGAUACUGAAAAGACUUCAGGGUCAAAAUGAGGUAGGCUGUGCCAUGCUGGGGCCUUCCUGCACAUAUGCCACCUUUCAGUUAGUAGACCUGGAGAAUGGCUUUAAUUCGAGCGUGCCCAUCAUCUCAGCUGGCAGCUUCGGGCUGUCAUGUGACUACAAGGCCUACCUAACGCGGCUGCUUCCCCCGGCGCGUAAGAUCUCCAACCUCUUCAUCGAGUUCCUGCGCUUUGAAGAGAGCAGCCUGAAGCCGCGUUGGGAAGCGGUCUACGUCUACAAGAAACCGGAGAAUUCGGAGGACUGCUUCUGGUACAUCAACGCCCUUGAUGCCCCGUCAGCUGCAUUUAACUCAGCAAUAACGAGGAAGGUCCUGCGCAAACCGGAGGAACUGCACUCAGCCUUCGAGAGGAAGAACAGGACGAGCAACUUGUUUAUUAUCUGUGGGACCCCCGAGGACGUUGCCAAUUUGACAGACAAUGGACGCCGUCUUGAGCCGGACAUUGUCAUCCUUCUGAUUGAUCUUUACAACCACGAGUACCACAGUGCUGCAGGCAGUCCGGCUAUGAGCAACGUGCUGGUCAUAACCAUGCCCAACAUAAGGAACUACACAGAGGGCUGGACCGACAAUGGCACGCUACCGGAGAUGAAUGACUAUGUUGCGGGGUACCAUGACGGGGUGCACCUGUUUGGUUUGGUGCUGAGGCAGAAGAUGCUCUAUGGUGAAGGCAGUGUUGAAGAGAACGCCUCAGUUGAAAACCCCUUCAAGAACAUCUCCUUCAGUGGUAUUGGUGGGCAAUAUGUGCUAGACGAACAUGGAGACCGAGAUGUAAAUUUUUCGGUGAUGUACAUGUCGACCACUGACAGCCAGUAUAAAGUUCUGUUUGAGUUUGACACGUCCACCAACAACACGGCAGUCGUAGACGCUAACCCGACCUGGCACUGGAAGAGCUCCCGGCUGCCGGACGACAGGCCCGCCCAGGAGCAGGUGCUGCUGGCCACUCAGGACAUCAUCGUCAUCGUCCUGGGCAUCUCUGUGGUGGUGGUGACGGUCUUCGCCCUCAUCUUUUACAGGCGAAAUAUUAAAGACCGGCAGGCUCAAAAGCAGUGGUCCCACAUCCCUCCGGACCGGAUCACCCCUGUGGACGACAAAGACUUCAGCCUGGUCUCCCUCAAGAUUGAUGAGGACCAGAGGAAGGACAGCAUUGACAGAAUUCGCCGGGGACGCUACGAUCAAAAGCCCAUCAUUCUGAAGGAGCUGAAGAACACGGAGGGGUACUUCAGCGAGGAGAAGAGGAUCGAGCUUAACACGCUCCUGCGCAUCGAUUACUACAACCUGACCAAGUUCUACGGCACGGUCAAGUUUGAGUACGGCGUGUUUGGAGUGUAUGAAUUCUGCGAGAGAGGAUCGCUGCGGUACGUGCUGAAUGACAAGAUCUCUUAUCCAGAGGAGACCUUCAUGGACCUGGAGUUUAAAAUCUCUGUCAUGCAUGACAUUGUUAAGGGCAUGUCCUACCUCCACCUGAGCAACAUCGCAGUCCACGGCCGCCUAAAAUCCACAAACUGCGUGGUGGACAGCCGCAUGGUGGUCAAAAUCACGGAUUUCGGCUGCAACAACAUCCUUCGUCCCAGCAGAGACCUGUGGACGGCCCCGGAGCACCUGCGUAACCCCGGGACCUCCCAGAAGGGAGACGUGUACAGCUUCGGCAUCAUCAGCCAGGAGAUCCUGCUGAGGAAGUGCACCUUCUACACCGCCGCGUGUUCCGAUCGAGCGGAGAAGACAUACAGAGUGCAGUUCCCGGACUCCUGCUCCUUCUUCAGGCCCGACCUGAAUUUGGAGUCGGCAGGGGAGAGAGAGCGGGAGCUAUGUGGGCUCAUUAAGAACUGCUGGGAUGAGGACCCAGAGAAGAGGCCGGAUUUCAAGAAGAUAGAAAGCUGUCUGGUCAAGAUCAGCAGCCUGCACAGCCAGGGCAAUGAGAGCUACAUGGACAGCAUGAUCCGGCGGCUGCAGAUGUACUCACGCAACCUGGAGCACCUGGUGGAGGAGAGGACGGCCCUGUACAAGGCCGAGAGGGACCGAGCCGACCAGCUCAACUUCAUGCUGCUGCCUGGGCCUGUGGUACAGUCCCUGAAGGAGCGUGGCUGUGUGGAGCCAGAGCUGUUUGACGAGGUGAGCAUCUACUUCAGCGACAUCGUGGGCUUCACCACCCUGUGCCAGUACAGCACGCCCAUGGAGGUGGUGAACAUGCUGAAUGAAAUCUACAAGAACUUCGACAGCAUCCUCGACAACCACGACGUCUACAAGGUGGAGACGAUCGGUGAUGCGUACAUGGUGGCAUCGGGGCUGCCCAACAGGAAUGGGAACAGGCAUGCGGUGGACAUCUCCCGCAUGGCGCUGGACAUCCUGUCCUUCAUGGGCACCUUUCGGCUGCAACACCUGCAGGAGCUGCCCGUGUGGAUCCGCAUCGGGGUGCACUCAGGUCCCUGUGCAGCAGGGGUGGUGGGAAUUAAGAUGCCCCGAUACUGCCUGUUUGGAGACACAGUCAACACAGCCUCACGCAUGGAGUCUACAGGCCUGCCACUGAGGAUUCACGUCAGCCAGCCCACUAUCAGCAUCCUCCAGCGGACAGACUGCCAGUUUGUGUUUGAGAGGCGGGGGGAGACCUACCUGAAGGGCAGAGGCACGGAGACCACCUACUGGCUGACAGGGGUCAAAGGUCAGGAGUAUAACCUUCCUGUUCCCCCAACAGCGGAGAACUUCCAGCGGCAGCAGCAGGAGCUGGCCCACAUGAUCGAGUCCUGCCUGGAGAAGCGCUCGCUGGGCGGCGGCAGGAAGGAGCAGCGGAAAACCCUCUCCACGCGCCAGAGGAGGAGGGAGAAGGAGGACGGUCAAGGUGACCAGCAGCCCGAGUACCUGCACCUGGUGGACAACCUCAUCACACACAUGUAGGCCCUCACUCAGACCAGCACUUACAUGUAGGCCCUCACUCAGACCAGCACUUACAUGUAGGCCCUCAUCCAGAACAGCACAUAUAUGUAGAUCCCCAUCCAUACCAGCACAUACAUGUAGAUCCCCAUCCAUAC